UCGGCGCCGGCGGUGGCGCGGCGCCCGCUCAGUUGUUGUUGUGUCAGUGCUGCGUCGGUCAGUGGCUCCGCUCCGCAUCCCCGCACGUCCGACGCUGAUUCACACAGCCCCGUCAGUCGAUCACGCUGAGCCGCCCUUGAAUGAGCUCUCGGAGAGGCCCGCGGUGAAUCGAAAGUGAGCCUCAAGGGAUGCCCUGAGAGUGACCGGAGGUGCUCUGUUUGACCGUGACACCGAAGAGGCCGGCUGCGCUGCCGAGGGAGGACACCUGUGAGGUGUCGCCGGCGGUGUCGGCGGCCGGGGAGGUGGCCGUGAGGCGGCCCGUUUGCGGUUUGGCGGCGGCCACGGGCGCCCGCCGCCAUGCCGCGCGUCUGGGAGCUGCUCUCCUACCUGCGGGGGGAGGGCGACCAGCCCAGUCAGCCUGACUCCAAGCUGCGACAGAUGCGUGAGGCGUCCCUGCCGGUGGACCCUGCCAGCCGGCGCGAGCUCGAUGACCUGGUGGCCACGGUGGGCGUGCAGAAGAAGGAGAUCGCCCAGCUGACUGAUGAGCUGGCCGGGUACCGGGCGCGCGAGCAGGAGGCCGCCGCCCGCCUCACCUCCCAGCUGGCCGAGUGUGACCGGCUCAGGGCGGAGCUGACACAGGCUAGAGCGGAUCUCCAGCAGCGAGAUCAGCAGCUACAGGAGCGGGACCAGCAGCUGUUGGAGCGGGACCAUCAGCUGCAGGAGCGGGACCAACAGCUGCAGCUCAGCACCCAGCAGCUGCGCGCGAGGCAGGCCAAGGUCGAAGACGCCCAGCUGGAGCUGAACCAGAAGACUGCCGAGCUGUCUCGGACAGCCCAGCAGCUGGCGAAGCUCGAGGGCACGGCUGAGGAGGCCAGGGGCGAGGUCGCCCGGCUCAGUCAGCAGACGGCCGACCAGAACAAGCAAAUAGUACACCUCGAAACUCAGCUCAGGACUGCGAAGCUGGCCGUGGCGGCAGCGGCGGCCGCCCCACCGCCGCCGCCGCCGCCGCCCCCGCCCACCAUUGACCCUGCGGAGGUGGAGGCUCUCAGGACGGAGCUCGCAACAGUCCGCGAGAGCCUGCGCGUCUCCGAGACGCAGCGUAUGCAGGAGAUCCGCAUGAUUCAGGAGGCACUGGACGAGGCGCUGAAGGAGAACGCCGACCUGGAGGCCAGCUACCGGCGCGAGGUGGAGCAGCUGAAGACGGUGACGGCAGAGCGCGAGACCCAGCUAAUGGAGGACGCCGAGGCGCGCCUGCGCGAGAUGCAGCGCGACUGGAAACGGCGGCUCGAGGAGCGCGAAAAGGCCGCCGAGGAACGGGCGAAGAUUGCUCGUCAAUCCAUAGAGGACGAGCUAGAGUCGCUUCGAAGUCAAAGGCGGGACAUUGACAUGGUUGGCGGCGAGCAAAAGGUCACUGAGGUGGAGCUGCUGCGCUCCUUCGAGGCAGAGGUGGUCCAGCUGAGGGGCCUCUCGCACGAGCUGAUGAGGGAGCUGCGCGCUGGCAACCGCCAGGUGGAGGUGGCCAAAAUGGCCGAGGCCAUGGCCGCAGACGAGAACCGGCGACUGAACGAGCUCGUCAGAAAACAAAACGGAACCAUCAGCAGCAUACAGAAGGAGCUGCAGCGGGUCCAGGAGCAGACGGACUCCCGGGAGGAGAGUCGCGCUACUCUCUCCGCCCAGUGGGAGGACCGGCUGCGACAGGAGCGCAGCGCCCUCAAGGCCGAGCUGGACGCCCUGCACUCGGAGGAGAAGCACCUGGCUGUGGAGUCGGUCAGAGUUCAGCUGGAGCAGCAGCUCCAGACCGCCAAACAGGACCAGGAGCAGACCGUCAGGAAACUGGAGCAGGAGCUGGCUGCCGCAAGAGACGAAGUUAUACAAAAGGAUGAAAGUCAUUAUUUUGAAAUCAAGCGAAUACAGAAGCAAGCUAAGAAUGACCUAUCUGUUCUUCAAGAAAAGCUGCAGCAUGCGUUCGAGAGCUCGAAACCAGAACCAAUUGUACAACAAAAUGCAAAAGAUCCCUCGCCCGUGGUGAACGGUCGAGGAAGUGAGACCGACGAGGAUGAAGACGAAGAAGAGGAAGAAGAGGAGGAUGAGGAAGAAGGUGAUGAAGAGGCGGAGGAAGAGGACUUCUUUGACGUGGAGGACUCCGAGGCGGCCGGGGAGGAGAUUCGAAGGCAGCAUCGGAGAGAUCUGGAGGUGCUGCUGCGCACCAGUCAGGACCAGAGGGCGGACCUGCAGCGGAUGCUGGAGCGGUACGAGGCCCGCACGGCCUGCACCCAGGAGGAGCUGCGGAUGCUGCACGCGGAACGCUCGGGGCCACACUCUGAGGCGGGCCCCGCGCGGCGGCCGGUGCCCGGCGCAGCGCGACUGGCCGCCGUGCUUACGGCGCUGCAGGAGUGCGGCGACCACCUGGUGCGGCUGAUCGCUGCACGGGAUGAACAGAGGCUGAGGCAGCGGCAUCUCCUCAGCUGAAGGCGAUUAGACCCCAGUCCACACUGCAAGUCUCGCCAGUCGAGGUGGCCCGUUGGGCUGACCUGUCACCGUGUUGGCCCUCGGGACCUCGCGGACAUUGGUGCCCCUCGGGACCUUCCCUCGGCUCACGGUCUCCGUGACAGCCGCUCCCCGGCCCCGCCCCGACAGCGGGGUGACACGGCUCACGGAGGAGCGGCUCAGAAAGGCCGGCGCAUUGUGAGCCCGGCGUACUCACAACGACCACGGCGCUGUGAACACUAUGGGUCUGUUCCAGUCGCACUUCCUAACACCCCAAACUCCUCCAAGACUGCUUCCCUGUUCCUGUGGCAGCUCUAGCCCCUACAAAGCCAAGGAUGGCCCUGCUCCAACCUCCUCUAUAUUGCUCUUGGAGGAGUUUAGAGGUGUUAGGAAGUGCGACUGGAACAGACCCUAUGUCACGCGAUGGUGGGAUGUAUACUUCGGUGACCAUAUGACUAAAAAAUGGAGCUAUUUAGUGCAGAUGUUAUUAUGUAAGGUACGAGCAAGAGUAACGCAUGGAAGUUAUCGUAAGUGUUGUAGGAACGUUGAGACAGCAAAGUUGAUGUAAGGGUAGCUGGCGCGAUGGCUGUCAUUGAAGGAAAUGGUAAAGGCUGUCGGUUUCGAGUGUUGCAAUAAUGUGUAACAAUUUUACGCAGCAGUUUGGCAGCUUCCAGUGGGGACUUGUCCCAGCUUUUUCUCUCAGGGUAACAAGAAAAGAAAGGGAGACGAUGGUGUGAGGUCCGGCGGCGAUAUUUCGAUAUCGAAAUGCGCAGUUUCUUAUGUGAACAUCAUGGAAAGGUUCCCUGAGGUUCACGCCGUAAUAUGACGAUCGUGUUUCUCAGCUCGAUCCUUUAUCUUCCUUACCUCAAUCCAGAGCCACAAAUUGUAGCCGUUCCUUGGUUGAUCAUUCGAAGUGCUAUUUUCUUCUUUGAAAGUAUCAGUUGUAGCAACAAAAUUGCAUCGCCUUGUGCUGGAACCGGAAAGAAAAUGGGAUGCCUCCAGGCUCCAAUGCUUUGCAAAAAGGUAAAAGUUAUUCUUGUUUGAAGCUUAGCUAUGAGUAAUCAGCAAGAGGCAGUUAGCUACAUUAGAAAAAAAUCAUACCAGCUACGUUUGAAAGCCAUCAGAAGCACUCCAGUUGGUCACGUCACCUCUGGCCAGAUUAAGCUCAAUAUUGACCGGUGCGGGUACUCUUUUCUUUGUCAAAGGACGUCACCCGGUCCCGAUUACGGGAGCUGGGUGCGCCAGAACGGCAGACGGCGCCGCCCGGCCCAUUAACAUUCAGUCGGCGGGCUCACUUCAGUGCGGCGCCGCCUGGUAUGUGAUAUGAGGCCAUCCGGUGCUAUCGCGCGGCCCAAUCACUCUUACCCCCUCCCCCCGACCUCCCAGACCCCUCCUCAUCCCCCUCCCCCAACCCCACACAGAGGCACACCGAACUGAGCUGUAGAAUGACGACGUGGAUAUGAAUAUAAAACAGUGCGGGUAUGGAGUCGGUCCGUAGAAUCAAUUUAUGGUAGAGACAGGCUGUGUCGAUGGUUGAAAUGAACGAACAAGCCGUAUGCUCUGUGCAAUGCACAGAUUUGAGCUGGAAUAGUUGAUUUAAUUACCCUGCCCUAUCUAGUCUGUGUCGCUUUCAGCAUUAUGCAUCCCACACUAUCGUGUGGUAUAGCAGCACAGAAGCGAGUUGUUGUCUGUAUUCGUCACUUUUUACCGUUUUGUACAUUGUGGCUUUUGUAUCAAACCUUGUAGUUAUACCAGUGUGGCAGGUAGCCAGUUGUGUCAAAACGUAACUGUGUCUUUCAGUCGAGGUGUGCUAAAAAAAAAUCUAGGAAGAUGUGAUUGGAAAGGAUGAUUACGAGUUUGCUAUACCAAUACGUGAAUCCUCUUUCAACACGGCUUUUGUCGUUACAACGAGAGUGCCAGAGCACCGCGGCGAGAGGCGUUAAUGACGUCGGCCAGUAGCUAUCAUGGCCCCACAGUCCCUCUCCGGUAAUGUGAAUGAAGUGCGCAUUCACUUGUGUGAUAUGUCGCACCAAAACAUGUCUUCAAGCAUCUCUUCCGCACCUGUUCACGUAUGUCUACAACAUCUUACAUCUAUACUCUACAGUAUUCUACACAUAUACAAUACAUCAAGCUGACAAAUUGUUAAGUUUAUAUAUGAUAUAGCAGUGUCAUAGGUGUUGCAACAUGAUUUUAUGAAUUAGCGA
Molecule: messenger RNA, 4691 nt
Organism: Amphibalanus amphitrite
Lineage: Eukaryota; Metazoa; Arthropoda; Thecostraca; Balanomorpha; Balanidae
Product: trichohyalin-like
Exons: 13
Coding region: 358-2469 (703 amino acids)
Source: RefSeq, a predicted model, not a curated record